Episyrphus balteatus (marmalade hoverfly) is the source of this 1377-nucleotide messenger RNA. Its product is annotated as alanyl-tRNA editing protein Aarsd1. The coding region runs from base 133 to 1353 and encodes 406 amino acids. NCBI's taxonomy places the organism in Eukaryota, Metazoa, Arthropoda, Insecta, Diptera, Syrphidae. Gene Ontology annotation, biological process: tRNA aminoacylation; regulation of translational fidelity. The record is from RefSeq and is a predicted model, not a curated record. Gene Ontology annotation, molecular function: Ser-tRNA(Ala) deacylase activity; ATP binding; aminoacyl-tRNA ligase activity. The transcript has 6 exons.
UGUAUUUUGAAAUCAAAACAAACAAAACUAUUUUAUUUCCACAGAUGCAAUUUUAAGAAUUUUUAUUUCUAAAAUUUGUUAUUUUCUUUCUAUUUUUGAAACGGUUAAUGUAGACUUUGCUUCACUCUAAACAUGGUUUUCAAAUGCCAAGAAGACAGUUUUUUAAAAGAGUUUACCGGAACUAUUGUAUCUUGCGAACCGGCUAAUUUGAAACUCGGUGAUUCAGAACUUCAAGGUUUCAAUGUCAUUUUAGACGACACUAUUCUAUUUCCAGAAGGUGGUGGUCAACCCUGUGACUAUGGAACUUUAAAUGAAAAACCCGUACGAAGUGUUAUUCGUAAAGGCAGUGAAGCCAUACACUUUGUUGAACACAAAGAUCCAUUUGCGACUGGAGAAAGUGUUAAACAAAAAAUCGACUGGCAACGCCGAUUGGAUCAUAUGCAACAACAUUCUGGUCAGCAUUUAAUAACAGCUCUAUUUGCUCGUGAUUAUAAUUACGAUACGACAUCAUGGUGGAUGGGAACAGAUUCAUCAUACAUUGAAUUGUUCACCAAUGAUGUUACGAAAAAAGAACUAAACGCAAUUGAAGAAGCUGCUAAUGCUUUGAUUGUGGAAGGGAGAAAAGUCAGCGUGACUGUCACCUCACCAGAAGAUGGCCUUAAGUUUCAAGAUGCUCGUGCACCAAAAGGUCUACCUGCCGACCAUGUCGGUCCAGUUCGAGUGGUCAGUAUCGAAGGCAUUGAGAGUAAUAUGUGCUGUGGGACACAUGUUACCAAUCUAUCCCAGCUACAAGCCAUUAAGCUUCUUCAUGCUGAGAAGUCUAAAGGAAAAGUCUACGUGCAUUUCGUUGCUGGCAAUCGAGUUGUUAAAAAGUUAGGCGAAUGCUACGAACGAGAGUUAGCCAUGAACAACGUUCUUAAGGGAGGUCCUGCUGUGCAUUUAGAUUUAAUUCAAAAAGUUCAAGCCAACAUGAAGACCCUGAACAAGAGCUUCCAGAAGGUGUUAAAAGAAAAUGCAACCAUGGAAGCAGAGAAACUAAACGCAAUGCCUGAGAAACCCAAAUACUUUUCAAUGCAUCGCAAAGAUGGAAUUGAGCCCGAUUUCAUAAACACUUUUCUACGAAGUGCUCCAACUGACAUAUUCUACUUUCUUUCGGUUUCUGACAACACCGGCAAAGGGCAUGUUGUAUUGAGAGGCGAUUCCGAGGUUAUUGCAAAGUUCGGUCCUAUUUUUAUGGAAUUGCUCGAUGGCAAAGGUUCCAGCAACAAAGAGAAUAAUCUGCAGGCCAAAGUGAACAAUGUAAACAAAAUAAAAGAUUGUGAAGCUAAACUAAAGCAACACUUUUCUCAAUAAAAAAGAAAUGCAUACUCAAAAAAA